Molecule: messenger RNA, 3179 nt
Organism: Dendronephthya gigantea
Lineage: Eukaryota; Metazoa; Cnidaria; Anthozoa; Malacalcyonacea; Nephtheidae
Product: peroxisomal acyl-coenzyme A oxidase 3-like
Exons: 16
Coding region: 135-2387 (750 amino acids)
Biological process (GO): lipid homeostasis; fatty acid beta-oxidation using acyl-CoA oxidase
Cellular component (GO): peroxisome
Molecular function (GO): FAD binding; fatty acid binding; pristanoyl-CoA oxidase activity
Source: RefSeq, a predicted model, not a curated record
UAAAAAAAUUUUCUUUACAAUUUUUUUCGGAUGUAAUAGAGGUUUAUUGUCUAAAGUACAGUGAUACAUAAAAAAAAUGGCAAGUUGAAGUUGACGGUCGACCAGCUAGUUUAGCUUUACGAUGAUUAGGAUUAAUGCUUCUAAUUUUGAGGGAUGGAAACGAAGCUGAUAUAACAAACGAACUCCGAACGUCUCCCGAUCGUAAACCGAAUAAUCCCGAACCAAAAAUAACAAAAAUUUGUAAAAUUUUUUGGUUCAAAGUGCAAAGUGUUCGAAAAUCGUUUUGUUUAAAGAAUCCAAUCAUUAAAAUGGUCGAAAACAGCAAAGUAUUUGCCAAAUUUCCACCUGGACCUCUGGAUGUGUACAGAAAACAAGCAUCUUUUGAUUGGUACGACAUGAAACGAUUUAUAGAAGGCGAUGAAAUCUUGGAGACCAAGGAAAAGAUUUGGAGCGUUAUGGCCAAAGAUCCAGUGUUUUUAGAGACAACGCAAGGUCUGACCAUGGAGGGAAAACGACGAUUGACAUUUCUGAGAGUUAAAAGACUUGUGGAGUAUGAUUUUUUGGGCGAGGUCGGGGAGAAUCCAUUGAAUUUACAUGCUAUAACAGAUGCGUUUGGUUCGCUUAACUGGGGAUUGCUUGCAAAAUUUCAAUUGCAUAAUCAGAUGUUUACGUUUAAUUUAAAAUCAGCCAGUCAGCAUCCAAUGAUCCAAUCUUUGGUAGAAAAAUGUGAAAAUUUAGAGGUUUUUGGCUGUUUUGCCCUAACGGAAUUGAGUCACGGUAGUAACACAAAAGCUAUGAGAACAGUUGCUGUUUAUGACCCGAAAACACAGAAAUUUAUUUUAAAUACACCGGACCACGAAGCGACGAAAUGGUGGGUGGGGAACCUGGGUAAGACCGCCACCCAUGCCUUGGUAUACGCUCAACUCUACACUCCAGAUGGCAUGUGUCAUGGUCUUCACAUGUUCUGUGUGGAAGUGCGUAACCCUGAUCUCACAGCUAGACCUGGAGUGCUCGUGGGGGAUAUUGGGCAGAAACUGGGACAGAAUGAGUUGGAUAAUGGAUUUGUAGCAUUUAAAAACGUGUCCAUCCCAAGGGAGUUUUUAUUAAGCAAGCAUUCUCAAGUCACACCAGAUGGUCGCUAUGUCUCCACGAUUAAAGACCCUAGGAAAAGAUUCGCUGCAUCACUAGGAGCUCUCUCACACGGCAGAGUUGGCAUUACUGAGAUGAGUGUUGUUAAUUUAAGGUUAUGUCUGACGAUAGCAAUAAGGUAUUCAGCAGUUAGACGUCAGUUUGGACCACCUGGACAAGACGAGAUCCCUGUUUUGGAAUAUCAAAUGCAGCAAUGGAGGUUAAUUCCACUCCUGGCUGCAACGUACGCCUUGCAGCAAUUUUCUAAAACGUUAUUUCAAGAUAUGCUUCGCUUUCAAGUUGGCUUAAUCCUCGGUGAAUCCGACACGAAUCAGGCUGAUUUAGGUCGUGAACUUCACGCUCUAUCGUGUUCGUCCAAACCUAUUGCCGCGUGGACAGCACGUGAUGCCAUCCAGGAGUGUCGCGAGGCGUGUGGCGGUCAUGGAUAUUUAGCUGUCAACAGGCUUGGUGAACUCAGAGAUGACAAUGAUCCUAAUUGUACCUACGAAGGUGACAAUAAUCUGCUGCUGGGGCAAACAAGCAACUUCUUGCUUUCAAAACUGGACGAAAUAAAAAAAGGAGAAAAAGUCAACUCGCCUACAGGUUGUGUGGAGUUUCUGAAUCAUAUGGACGAGAUAUUGGAAAACAAGUUUCAUGCACACACGAUAAAAGAUUUCAAAGGUUUUGAUGUUAUUUUGCAAGCAUUCAGUUGGCUGGUUUGUUACUUAUUAAAACAAAGCGAUAAAAAGAUUCAAAGCGAAUUGAAUAGCGGCAAGGAAACGUUUUCAGCAAAAAAUGACAGUCAAGCGUUUUUCUGUCGCUCGUUGGCAUUGGCGUUCAUCCAGAAAACAGUUAUGGACAGAUUUCAUGCGUUUGUUCACGACCCUGAUACUCCAACGAAUUUUCGCGCCAUUUUAGCAAAGUUGGAAAUCUUGUAUGGUUUGUGGAUUUUGGAAAAACAUUUAGGAACUUUUUACGAAGGUGGCUUUUUCAAUCAAGGAAGUCAUGCCGGGAUGAUUCGUAAAUCAAUCGUGGAUCUUUGUGACGAGAUUAAACCAGAAUCAGUGUCAUUAGUGGAUGCUCUGGCACCCCCAGACUUUAUUCUGAACUCCCCAAUUGGCCAUAGUAAUGGAAAGGCCCUGGAAAAUCUAUACGACGCGGUUUUGAAGGACCCGAAGAACACACAACGCCCUUCGUGGUGGAAAGACUUCAAGGAGAAGCCCACGAAAGGGUCUCUUCGCGUAGGAAGCAAGUUAUAAUUAAUGUGCAGCAAGAACUACCAUGGAUAGACGAUAUAACCGAAUAUUCAAAUAUAGAUAGACAAUAACCGAAAUUCAAAUAUUUAUGGCUUUCCAAAGGCUUUAUCACCCCAUAAUACGAAACUUAAAAAUGAAAGACAAUACCGUGAUGAAUAUUUGAGAGCGAGCUAUCAGGCUUUGGCGCCAAUGCAGACUGUUUUCUAUUUAUGAUUACCAAAUCUGGCAGCCGAAUUAAUUAAUUUCAGAAUAAUUUUAUUAAAUAGUCUAAACAACAGAAACUUUUAGAACCUAUUUAGUCAUGCAUCUUCACAGAUGCAAAUUCGAUUCUACUGUGACCAUUCAACAAUUGGGUUCAUUUAUUCCUAGCAAACGCGUAACCAAGUCUCGUUAUUUUCAGUCAGUCCUUGCUUUUGCGAUUUUGUCACUGUUUCGUUUACGAUUUGCUACGUUCGUCUGAGUUUUCCUCGUGUACUUAAAUCGUUGAACAAGAUUACAAGAACACGAUACAGCUCCUAAGAAUCGCAUGUUUACCUCAUUGGCGUUUCUAUCAAGUUAAACCAUAGGUUAAACUAACCAACGGAACUGAUAAUUAAUAAACUACAUUACAAACUUACCGCAAAUCGAUGUUACCAACAGAUUGUACCAUAAUUGAGCACCAUAAAACGGAGCUUUUUACGCCUUUGCAAUGAGGAACGUCGUCGUUUUAAUGUAAAGCACGAUGCAUUAUGAUGAAUAAACAUUCAAUUAAACAGAGACAGAGUGCUAAGCGUUGUAAUUAAUCAAAAAAAUGAA